Molecule: messenger RNA, 871 nt
Organism: Malaya genurostris
Lineage: Eukaryota; Metazoa; Arthropoda; Insecta; Diptera; Culicidae
Product: probable maleylacetoacetate isomerase 2
Exons: 4
Coding region: 1-708 (235 amino acids)
Biological process (GO): glutathione metabolic process; L-phenylalanine catabolic process
Cellular component (GO): cytoplasm; mitochondrion
Molecular function (GO): maleylacetoacetate isomerase activity; glutathione transferase activity
Source: RefSeq, a predicted model, not a curated record
AUGAGUUCUGUUUUGCAGUUCGGUACGAUCAGUCUACGGUCGAGAUGUCUUCCGACUCGGCUACUUUCCGCCAAUUCAAAACCGGUAUUGUACUCAUUUUAUCGCAGUUCUUGUGUGUGGCGAAUUCGAUCGGCGCUCAAUCUCAAGAAAAUCUCCUAUGACAUAAAACCAAUCAAUCUAAACGGUGAACAACAUGACCACGAAUUUCUCACAAUUAAUCCUAUGGGCCACGUUCCUGCGCUGGUGAUUGAUGGCCACACACUGAUUGAAUCAAUAGCAAUUUUGCACUAUUUGGAGGAAACAAGACCGCAGUAUCCCCUGCUGCCAAAAGAUCCGCUGAAACGUGCCAAAGUUCGCGAAAUAGUUGAGAUAAUAGCAUCCGGCAUCCAACCUCUCCAGAAUGACUGCGUUCUGAACCGAGUGGACGUGGAGAAGCAUGAAGAGUGGGUCCAGUUCUGGAUCGGCCGCGGCUUUGAAGCCAUCGAGAAGCUUCUAUCAGCAUCGGCCGGUAAAUACUGCGUUGGGGAUGAAAUUACUCUGGCCGAUUGUUGCCUAGUGCCGAUGGUUUUCAACGCCCGCCUGUGGAAGUUGGAUCUUACACCCUAUCCAACUAUCAUUCGCAUCGACCAGGAGCUGAAGGAUCAUCCGGCUUUCCGUGACAGUCACCCAUCCAGUCAGCCGGAUUAUCCACCGGCAGAGUCCAAAUAAGUGUUCACUACUCGUUGUCAAUGUUUUUACAGGAUAAUUCAAUUUCCCUUAGUUUUCGACAUUUUUUGUUUAUUGCGUACACGGGAAAGCCCACGAUCAUCUAAAUCAUCCAAAGUAUUAGUUGUUUAUUUGAAAAUGACUAGUAAAAAUUUGGUACAACUAA